Molecule: messenger RNA, 1092 nt
Organism: Arabis nemorensis
Lineage: Eukaryota; Viridiplantae; Streptophyta; Magnoliopsida; Brassicales; Brassicaceae
Source: the annotation of a GenBank genome assembly
AUGACUCGUCGAUGUUCUCACUGCAAUCACAAUGGUCACAACUCUCGGACAUGUCCGAAUCGUGGUGUGAAGCUUUUUGGCGUUAGGCUCACCGAAGGUUCGAUCCGGAAAAGUGCUAGUAUGGGUAAUCUUAGCCAUUAUACUGGUUCUGGAUCGGGUGGGCAUUUAGGAACCGGGUCGAAUACUCCGGGUUCUCCGGGUGAUGUCCCUGACCAUGUCGCCGGUGAUGGUUACGCUUCUGAGGAUUUCGUUGCGGGUUCUUCCUCUAGCCGCGAGAGAAAGAAAGGAACUCCAUGGACAGAGGAGGAACACAGAAUGUUUUUGUUAGGUUUACAGAAGCUUGGAAAAGGCGAUUGGAGAGGUAUCUCUAGAAACUAUGUGACUACAAGGACACCAACACAAGUUGCUAGUCAUGCUCAGAAGUACUUCAUUAGACAAUCCAAUGUGUCUCGUCGCAAAAGACGUUCUAGUCUCUUUGAUAUGGUUCCUGAUGAGGUCGGAGAUAUUCCGAUGGAUUUGGAAGAACCAGAAGCAGAGAACAUUCCUGUGGAAAAAGAAAUGCAAAGCGCUGACUCUGUUCAUCAGACCCUUGCUCAUGGCUCACUUCAAGCACCGUCGAUCUUGGAAAUCGAAGAAUGUGAAUCCAUGGACUCCACAAACUCUACUACUGGGGAACCAACCGCAACCGCUGCUGCUUCUUCUUCUUCCGUACUAGAACAAACUGCCCAACUGCAAUCACAACCGCAACCGCAACUACCUGGCUCAUACCCAAUACUAUAUCCGGCCUACUUCUCACCAUAUUACCCGUUUCCAUUCCCUAUAUGGCCUGCUGGUUAUGCUCCUGAACCAACGAAGAAAGAGGAAACUCAUGAGAUUCUCAGACCAACGGCUGUGCACUCGAAAGCUCCUAUCAAUGUUGACGAGCUUCUCGGUAUGUCUAAGCUCAGCCUUGCAGAGUCCAACAAGAAUGGAGAAUCCGAUCAGUCUCUUUCGCUGAAGCUCGGUGGAGGUUUGUCAUCAAGACAAUCAGCAUUCCACCCAAACCCUAGCUCUGAUAGUUCAGAUGCCAACAGCGUGAUACAAGCGGUCUAA